This is a messenger RNA of Phaeodactylum tricornutum CCAP 1055/1, 1778 nucleotides long. RefSeq lists its product with no specific name. Lineage: Eukaryota; Bacillariophyta; Bacillariophyceae; Surirellales; Neidiaceae. The coding region runs from base 9 to 1169 and encodes 386 amino acids. The record is from RefSeq and is a predicted model, not a curated record. Gene Ontology annotation, cellular component: mitochondrion. The transcript has 2 exons. Gene Ontology annotation, molecular function: pyruvate dehydrogenase (acetyl-transferring) kinase activity. Gene Ontology annotation, biological process: protein phosphorylation; regulation of glucose metabolic process.
AUCCUCGUAUGAGCUUGUCCUCGGCUCUGCAGGCGUCACUGAAGCAUGAUGCAACAGAAAUAAUAAAGAAGUGGUCGCUGCGAUCUCUGGCCGACCACGGAAUUGAGGGGGUCACGGCAUCGAAUUCCAAAUUGAUACUUUCGGAAGCCACCAAGAGGCUAGCACAUCAGCACGAAGCGUGCGUCCGCAUCCUUGAGAUCGUCAAAGAAAUCAAAUCCCGUCAAGAUAACAUAUUGAACUCCGAAGCAGCUUUCGUGUGUCAACGAGCUAUUUCCAAUUUGGAGAGUCUUCGAUAUGUGCACGCCGACACAUACAAGCUUGGGAGCGAAAUCGUUGGCAACCAGAACAUAUGGAACCGAUUUUCCAAGUCUGACAAACAUCUUUUGCACUCAACUGCCGAGCAGCUGAGAUCGAGACACGCGCGAAGCAUCGAAACGAUGGUACAAAUUGUAUCUGACAUCCGAAACAUAGAUGGCGAUGAAACUCAAGUCGAUUCACAUGUUGACGAGUUCCUACAAGGACGACUGGGUGUGCAGCUUCUUUGCGACCAUUACGUUAGACUUUACAAGGGGAGUCCGAAUGGAGGCGUGAGCGUUAACUGCUUGUUAGCAGAUGCUAUUUCAGAUGCCGUGACUGAAGCAUCUCAUAUGUGCGAUGCGCAUUUACAGAUAUUUCCAGAAACUCUGCUGCCAGAGCCCGGGCUACGACUGACCAUAGUACGGCCAUGGAUACAUCAUGCCCUUGUAGAACUGCUAAAAAAUGCAAUGGCAGCAAGUGUUGCAAAAGCGAACAGAGAUAGCAAAAACGAAGUCGAUCCAGUUCGGAUCAAUCUAGGCGAGGACGACGAAAUGAUUCUUAUUGACAUCGUAGAUGAAGGGACUGGAAUCGAACAAGAGUUUGAGGAAGUUUUUAUGCUUGGGCACUCAACUGCCGUCAAGCGAUGGGAUCGACUUGACGAGCAGCAAUCCUACGCAGCGGUUCGGUCGCCGUUAUCUAGUCUAGGGGUCGGUCUACCGACAAGUCGUUGGAUGAUCGAGUACUUCCGAGGCUCGCUUGAACUUUGGAACAACAAGGAUAUAAGUACUGGUCCUUCUAAAGGCUGCACUUCGCGACUAAGGCUAUAUCGGGAUCCAAAUAUACUGGAACAGGAACCUCGCAUAAGGCGAUAGAUUCACGCACAUUUUGAUGCUGACUUAGACUAUAGAGUCAAAAUGUCUGCAUCACUUCCCGCAUUGCCUCGGAGGGACAAACGUGUACUGGUAAAGCGAGCCAACUCUUGAUGUCUUUGAAAAUGAAUUGUAUUACCCUGAGCUUCAGUUUUUCACAACAUAGAAGGGCAUCUCUGCGACUCAUUCUAGACAGCAUUAUUUACGUGACAAACUGAAUAGGUCGCCGUGCCGGGAGAUUGGGCGAUCUGGUACAAUGCGAAGAAGAGCCCUUUACUAAGCAUUCACACCCAAAGCUUUGGCAAGGUUGUAUUUAAAAGGAUUCUGUCCGAUUUUGCGAUUGGAGGGAAGACACUACCAAUCUGAUAACUUGUGUCCGGCUGACAAGGAUGGUCUGACGUUGCAAAAGUUAUCAACGCCAAAUUUUCUCUAGCAUGUGUGGGUUCCAGGAGAAAACGGGCGGUACCCGCUGGUAUUACCGAUGAUCUUGAGGCUCCAAGACGCGAGUCGCUGCUCCCAGCGACCAUAUUUCCGCGAAAGCGAUUGUACACUGAUUGUGAAGAGAUGCGCAAGCGAAAUUAUUAUGUCUAAGGUCAAGGAUGAUUGUUCACU